Messenger RNA from Candidozyma pseudohaemuli, 1698 nucleotides. RefSeq names its product pepsin-like aspartic protease. The transcript has a single exon. Gene Ontology annotation, biological process: proteolysis. Gene Ontology annotation, molecular function: aspartic-type endopeptidase activity. Bases 1 to 1698 code for a protein of 565 amino acids. The record is from RefSeq and is a predicted model, not a curated record. Lineage: Eukaryota; Fungi; Ascomycota; Pichiomycetes; Serinales; Metschnikowiaceae.
AUGCUUUCAUUCCUUACUCUCCUUUCCCUCGCUUGUUCGCUCACUCACGCCUUGUACAUCCCCAACAAGGGCGAGUCUCAAAAGGCCGACACCAAAUCGUCUUCUUCUGGUGUCGAGGCCACCGCUGUCUCGUUGAACUUUGACAUCACCAGAAGAGACCACGCUUCCAGUGACUUCUGGCCAAAGAUGGUCGAAGGCAUCGAGAAACGUCACUUCAAAAGAGACAAGGAGGUGACCAUCACCAACUACCAGGAUGUCAUCUACCACAUUGACGUCAACGUGGGUAACUCCAAGUGCACUGUUUCCUUGGACACUGGAUCGUCGGACCUCUGGGUGUGGGGUCAGUCUGGAUCUGGUGAAGGUGGCCACUACGACUCGUCGCUGGGCAAGAACACCGGCCAGAAGUUCGAGAUUUCGUACUUGGAUCAGACUUCUUCCAACGGUGACUACUACACCGACUCGUUCGGCUUCAACGGCGAAAACCUUCUCAAGGACUUCCAGUUUGGUGUUGUCUCGCUGUCCAACGACAACGGAUACGGUAUCUUGGGUAUUGCCGACAAGAACCAGGAGGCUUCGUUGAACAGCGGAGGAUCCGAGUACGACAACCUUCCAUGGGCAUUGAAGAAGCAAGGAGUCAUCGAGCUGGCUUCCUACUCCUUGUGGAUCAACAGCGGUGGCGACCAGAGCCAGGGUACCAUCUUGUUUGGUGGAAAGGACUCCUCCAAGUACCAGGGUGACUUGACCACCUACCCUGUGGACAAGAGUGCCAACGGGUUGGCCAUCACCUUGAACAACAUGAACAUUGACGGCAAGAGCAUCAACGUCGGCGCCCCAGUGCUUUUGGAUUCCGGUACCACUGGUGGUAUCUUGCCCACCGAGGUGAUGAACCACUUUGAUGAAAUUUUCAAGCCCAACAAGGUGACGCCUUCCAACGGCCUUGUGGAACGUUACGUGGACUGCCAGCAGCCCACCGACAAGUUCAUCGAGUUUGACUUUGGCAAGAACAAGAUCAGAGCCUCCUACCAGGACGUCAUCAUGAAGUUCGAGGAGAACAAGUGCAUGUUGGGAUUCACCGACUACCAGGACAGGUACAUUUUGGGUGACGCUUUCUUGAGAAACGCCUACGUGUACUAUGACCUCGACAACCAGGAGAUCUCUCUUGCUCAGUCCCAGAACAGCGGUGGAGGCCACUCUCCUCCAUCCAACAACACUUCCAGCGGUGGUUCUUCCCCAACUUCCGGUGGAAACGCUCCAACUUCCGGUGGAAACGCUCCAACCUCGCUUCCUCAAACCGCCACUUCUGGCGGCAACGGUGGUGCUUCUAACGCCCCAACUGCCACUUCUCCAGGUAACUCCAACCCUACCGACGCUGCUCCUUCUGACUGGACCUACCCAGGCGCCAACCCUACCAGCGGCGGCUCUUUCCCAGCUCCUACUGGCGGUAACGCUCCAGGCAACUCUGACCCAGGCAACUCUGGUCCAGGUAACUCAGACCCAAACAACUCUGGUCCAGGCAACUCGAACCCAGGUAACGGGGACAUGCCGGACUUUGGCGGCGACUUUGGCGGCGACUUUGGUCUGGGCGGAUACGCUUCUGCUGGAGCCCAUGCUCAUGCCCAGGACGGAAAGCACCACAUUGCUGAUACCCACGCUCCCGUCCACAAGGGCACCAACCAUGCCAAGGUCGGCGUAGUUUAG